Molecule: messenger RNA, 769 nt
Organism: Caenorhabditis sp. 36 PRJEB53466
Lineage: Eukaryota; Metazoa; Nematoda; Chromadorea; Rhabditida; Rhabditidae
Source: the annotation of a GenBank genome assembly
AUGAACAACACUUAUUACAUGGUCCCUCCGAUCAUGCAACCCCAGCCGAACCCUCCCGGAUACUACAACCCACAACCACAAAUCGAGUACCUGACCGAUCGCCAACUGAUCGCCCGCCUCCAAUACGACAAUACGGUCCUUCAACAGCAGGCGGACCAGGAACGAGCGGAGAAAUUGGGACUGGCGAAGCAGUUGGAAGUGAUGCACGCUCACAUGUUCGAAGAGCACAAGAUCCAAGAGAGACUCUUCUCCGAAGUGCUCAGAUUGACUGCGGAGAAGGAGGCGAGGGGGGAGAUGUGGGAGAGAUCAGUGGAUCCACCGCAGGAUACCAUCAACAAGGUACCUACAGUGGUUCUGAGUGCUCAGGAGGCGAAAGCGACCGGGAAGGUUCUUCUGAGUCUUCCCUCAAAAGAUGGAUAUUCCAGUCGUUGCAGUACUCCCACGGAGAAGAAGAAAUUGACUGGAGCAGUGUGUCCGUGGUGUCUCGAGUUGUUCGGAUAUAAAGAAGAGCAAGUGCCACUGCUUCUGGGUACGUAGAACUACCUUUUAGGCCUUAGCCUUAACCUUUUCUAGACAAUGUUCCAGACUUGUGCAAUGUCCUCAUGUUUGAAUAAUUGCAGGAUGUGGCCACAGCCUGUGCACGAAAUGCGCCGAGAAACAAUCAGAGAACAGUGCGUACAUCACGUGUCCGAUCGACUCGAAGGCCUUCAAACUGGGGAAGAACCGACUCGACGGACUUGAAAUGAAUCUCGACAUGUUGGGGAUUUGA